AUGUCAACACAGUAUUCGGGGUAUGGGAGUUCGCUGCCCGAUGAGUUCGAUAUCAUCGUGGCAGGAGGUGGAAGUUGUGGAUGUGUAGUUGCGGGCCGAUUGGCAAACCUGGACCACAAUCUCAAAGUUUUGCUGAUUGAGGCUGGCGAGAGCAAUCUAAACAAUCCUUGGGUCUUCCGACCCGGUAUCUACCCACGGAAUAUGAAAUUGGACUCCAAGACUGCCUCAUUUUACGAGUCCCGUCCGUCCAAAUGGCUGGCUGGCCGAAAGGCGGUUGUACCUUGCGCCCACGUCCUCGGUGGCGGUUCGUCAAUCAACUUUAUGAUGUACACACGUGCUUCAGCAUCAGACUAUGAUGAUUUCCAAGCCAAAGGCUGGACAACCCAAGAGUUACUGCCGCUCAUGAGGAAGCAUGAGACGUAUCAAAGAGCCAGCCAGAAUCGCGACAUACACGGAUUCGAAGGCCCCAUCAAAGUGUCCUUUGGCAACUAUACAUAUCCGAUUAAAGACGACUUCCUUCGAGCCGCAGAGUCACAGGGAAUCCCUGUAGUUGACGAUCUCCAGGAUUUGGUUACAGGCCAUGGGGCUGAGCACUGGUUGAAGUGGAUAAAUCGAGACACAGGACGGCGAAGCGACAGUGCACAUGCUUACAUCCAUGCUACUCGAGCGGCGCACUCCAACCUCUAUCUAGCUUGCAAUACAAAGGUCGACAAGGUCAUAAUUGAGAAUGGGCGGGCCGUCGGCGUGCAAACAGUUCCCACCAAACCUCUAGGCUCGGGCCAGCCUCCAACCCGCGUUUUCCGAGCCCGCAAGCAGAUCGUCGUAUCGGGCGGGACACUCUCAUCUCCACUCAUUCUUCAGAGAUCAGGCAUCGGUGACCCAGCAAAACUGAAAAAGGCCGGUGUCAACUGUUUGGUCAAUCUUCCCGGAGUUGGACUCAACUUCCAAGACCAUUACUUGACCUUUUCAGUGUUCAGAGCCAAGCCAGAUGUCGAGACGUUUGACGACUUUGUUCGUGGCGAACCCGAAGUGCAGAAGCGCGUCUUCGAUGAAUGGCAUCUCAAGGGAACUGGCCCUCUUGCAACCAAUGGCAUUGAUGCAGGGGUUAAGAUUCGCCCUACAGAGCAAGAAUUAAAAGAGUUUGAGAGCUGGCCAACUCCUCACUUCAAAGACGGCUGGAAGAGUUAUUUUAAAGACAAGCCAGAUAAGCCAGUGAUGCACUACAGUGUCAUAUCCGGCUGGUUUGGUGACCACAUGCUGAUGCCUCCCGGGAAGUUCUUCACCAUGUUCCACUUCUUGGAAUAUCCGUUUUCGAGAGGUAGCACCCAUAUCAAGAGCGCUGACCCAUACGACAGCCCAGACUUCGAUUGUGGCUUUAUGAACGACGAGCGCGACAUGGUACCAAUGGUGUGGGGUUACAUUAAAUCCAGGGAAACGGCACGGAGAAUGGAUGCAUUUGCGGGUGAAGUGGAGACCAUGCACCCCUUCUUUGAGUAUGACUCUCCAGCAAGAGCUCAUGAUAUGGAUCUGGCCACGACCAAGGCCUACGCCCUUCCGGGUAACCUAUCUGCUGGAAUUACCCAUGGCAGCUGGUCUUCCUAUCUCCCUGAAGCUGACACCAAAGCUGCCGUCAAUAUCCUGUCUUCCAACAAAGUCAAUACGCGCCAAGAGCUCAAGUAUAACUCCAAUGAUAUCAAAGCGAUUGAGGAAUGGGUCAAGCGUCACGUGGAGAGUACUUGGCACAGCUUGGGAACAUGCUCUAUGGCUCCCAAAGAAGGUAAUAGCAUCGUAAAACACGGCGUCUUGGACGAGCGUCUGAAUGUCCACGGCGUGAAAGGACUCAAGGUUGCCGAUCUGAGUAUCUGCCCCGACAAUGUGGGCUGCAACACAUACUCGACGGCUCUCCUGAUUGGAGAAAAAGCCGCGAUGCUGGUAGCUGAAGAUCUCGGCUAUUCUGGAGAGGCAUUGGAGAUGAAGGUUCCAACAUACCAUGCUCCUGGUGAACUGGCACUGCAGUAUCGUCUCUAA
This is a messenger RNA of Trichoderma aggressivum f. europaeum, 2028 nucleotides long. Its product is annotated as CAZyme family AA3. The transcript has 6 exons. The record is from RefSeq and is a predicted model, not a curated record. NCBI's taxonomy places the organism in Eukaryota, Fungi, Ascomycota, Sordariomycetes, Hypocreales, Hypocreaceae. Gene Ontology annotation, molecular function: flavin adenine dinucleotide binding; oxidoreductase activity, acting on CH-OH group of donors. Bases 1 to 2028 code for a protein of 675 amino acids.